AUGCUGGGAGCUCCCGCGGGGAGAACCUCGGCGUCCGCUGCUCCUCCUCCAGAUGCUAGCGCGGCGGUUCCCGCGGCCGGAGCACAGCAAGCGACGCCCGGGAGAAAGAGGCGACGGCGGCGGCUCCUCACGCCUAAACUCUGCCGAAGCCACUGCGGCAGGAGGGCCCUCCCCCCCCCCGCCCAGCUAGACGACAGCUUUCCCACCCCGGUCGCUCUCGGGAGAGUGGGGAGAGAGCACCGGAACCCGCCGGCUAGCCCUGGCCGACAGCUUCACCCGGAGCGCCCGCCAAAGUCCAGAGUCCGCUUCCCACCACUCUCCCUACUCGCGGAGUUCCAGAACUUGACACCAGAGACCACCGGGGAAAGCCGGACAGCGGCCGGGAAAGUAUCGGGAGUGGGCCCUGGAGGAGGCAAAUCUCGCGAGAACUUUCUCAUUCGCCCCGCCCCUCCCACUCCCCGCUGUGUUCCGACUCCUCUCGGCCCCCGGUUAUACCAGAGAGGCAGACUGAGACACCUAAAAGAAACGAGCGAGAAGGAGAGCGACGCCGUCUGCUUUUGAUCUUCGGAGGCUUUGUUGCUGACGGGACCCUGCGUUUUAACUUGCAAAAUUUCUUACGAAUCAGAAAUAUUUGUCUUUCCCUAGGCACAAAAUAAAUAGUGAUUUACUUAUUGGGUUCCUUUAACCUCAGCUUUCUAAAUCCCUUUUCUCUUUUGAAAACACAAUUUAAAUUGUUACCUGAUCAGGAAUAAUAAAAUAGGCAUCAUAAUUUGAUAUAUUGCCAUUUAUGUUUUCUAGCCUCAUUGUGAAAGAGGGCAUAAGAUUAUUGUAAUCAAAACAUGAGCCAUUCUUAGAGUUAGAAGCAAGUACGAUUAAUUUAGCCAGCUUUUUUUCCCCUCCUGCUUAAACCGUAUUCUUGAGCAGUUGUGUGUGUACAUGUGUAUUUAUUGAGCAAUAUUUGUUGAACGCCAACCAUUGUGCCUAGUGUUUUUUAAAAAAACUCAUUUCUCAC
Molecule: messenger RNA, 1012 nt
Organism: Choloepus didactylus (southern two-toed sloth)
Lineage: Eukaryota; Metazoa; Chordata; Mammalia; Pilosa; Megalonychidae
Product: serine/arginine repetitive matrix protein 1-like
Exons: 3
Coding region: 1-561 (186 amino acids)
Source: RefSeq, a predicted model, not a curated record